This is a messenger RNA of Drepanopeziza brunnea f. sp. 'multigermtubi' MB_m1, 5274 nucleotides long. RefSeq lists its product as uncharacterized. The record is from RefSeq and is a predicted model, not a curated record. NCBI's taxonomy places the organism in Eukaryota, Fungi, Ascomycota, Leotiomycetes, Helotiales, Drepanopezizaceae. Gene Ontology annotation, molecular function: guanyl-nucleotide exchange factor activity.
AUGUCUUUCCGCUCCAACGGACAGCAGCGACGAUACGGCCAUGUGCCUCCAGCUCAGUAUGGAACAGCAGGAGCGCAGGAUCCAAACAACCCUUCAGGCCUACGUAGGCAUUCGAGCUUUGAUACUGGUGACGACGGCGCAUUUCACGACACGAACGGCAACAGAUACCAGGGAGGAGCUUCGUCAGCGCAAGUAAGAGCACAGGAAGAGCUGUUCAUGACAAGUCCGAAUGUGCAGUCCCCUCAAUCUCCAGUUCGAGGUUCUUUUGGAAAUACGACUCCAGCAUUGUCAGGAUAUCAACAUCAGUAUCAGCCUUUCCCACCAGGUCCACAUUCACCGCCGCUGCCACAGGCUCAGUACAAUCCCCAGCAUUUUGCCAGAACGCAGUCCCAGAUACAGACAUCGCAAUAUCGACCUCAGCCUGCAUAUCCCCCUACCCCGACAACACAUCAACCCUAUAACCCGGCAUUGUACCAGGCUCCUCCGCAGCCAGCGCGUCAAGCCACGGUCUCUGGGUACAACAACCAUGCGCCACCACACGGUUUGGGGGCAAUGCAACAAACUUCGCAAGCACCUACCUACUGGCCAUCUCCUCAAAAACCACAGCAGUUCUCCCCUCCUGUUCCUAGUCGGCCGAAUCAGCAAUAUAUGUACGAUCAGUCAUUGGUGAGCCCGACAGAUACACCAUCAGGCUCGGCCCCUCUACAGCCGCACUACAGUCCACCUUCUGCCCCUUACCCAACAAAUGGUGAGGACUGUGGCUCGAACAGAAGUUCCUCUACGAAUCAAGCGACUGUCCAACUUCCCGAUUAUGGAUCGUAUGAAGCAUCUCAUGACCUUUACGAAGACCAUCAGUCAUUUGUCGAGCGAACGAACAGACCGUCUAGCCACUCGAUAUCCGGGACACAGCUGAAUGCAGGCCUCGGACUCCAAAGGCAUCCCACUCAAAGGCCGCUGCCGAGUGCCCCGGUGGAAGACGCAGGUGACGAUGAUGACUGGGGAAUCGAUAUUCCUGAUGAUGGCGUCUCACAGGAGCAGCUAUUCGCAGAUAUUGGAGAUGCCCUAGGAACAUCUGGAUCAAGGUAUGGGAGACAAGAAGGAGGCGAUGCAGAAAGUGAAGAUCUCUUGGACAGUGAGCUUCAAGAUCUUCACAGUUAUGAUUCUCGGUCGGUUAAGAUUGGUAAUUCCGGAGCCAUUGAUAGACAUCCGUCCACGGCGGCUACUUUGAACAAUGAUUAUGACAAGAACUACGACGAUUACGACGAUGACAGUGAUGUAGAAGCGGCCGCAGGGCUGGAAGCUAUGCGAAUUGCAGAGGAAGAGGAUCAACGAGGAAGAGCUUUGGGCUUCGGGACUUAUGAUCCUACUACACACCAGCCAUCGCUAGACGGAAGCAGUGAUAGCGAUUACAAGAAUAUGGAUCUGGGUCUGGCUGGGGGAGGAUACGAUGCUCAUUUGUCGUACGGGGAUGAUCAGAAUACAGGACAUAGCAGCGAGAUGGAUGACCAAAGCCGACCCCUACCUACGCCAAAAGAAAUAAAGUCGGAUAGCCACACACGAACCCCAGCCGCCGGCCUUGGAGGAAUGACCGACUAUUCCAUCCCAGGUGUAGGAGAUAUUCACCCAUUUCCAGCUUUCGAAGCAGCUCGAGUCGAUGUUUCUGGUACGGGUGGCCUGCAGAGACCUACCUCACAGUCCCACAGACUCAGUUUCGACGAAGGCGAUGAGCAGGUCUCACUUCACUCCCGAAUAUCCGAUCCUCAUCUUAAUGGAAGAUCUGGAAGCGAAAGCCCAUCCCGUGAUGAUAUGCCAGAGCUGUUCUAUCACCCUGGUAUGAGUACAACGUCAUAUAACAGACCUCUCCCUGCUGUUCCACCAUUGUCUGAACACCGGAUUCCACAACUUCUCCCAGCCGGGUCCUAUAGAGCCCAGCACCAGCACCAGCACUCCCACUCAUAUUCGUCGAGUGUCGAGGGCGCCAGAUCUUUCUGUACUCCUGCUGGGCCAGAUGCUUGCUCGCCCUCAAAUCUGCUCACACCUAGUAGCCAGUACGUCCCAAGAUCUACGUCUUUAUCGAGUCAUAGCAGUACACCUCAGCAUCUAGCACCUGUAAGGUCCAAGACCGAUGCAGAGGAGAGACAAGCAAAGCAGAAGGCGGCGAGAUCCCAUUCGCGUCCACCAAGCGGUCUGGAUGGUUAUGAUGUUGGUUCUACUCCUACAUCUUCAAUUACGCUUGAUCUUCCGGCCUUGCCAGCUGGUCGUAGGAAGAAGUUUUCUCCGUCAAGGUUAUCAUCAGCAGAGUACAUAAGAUGCGAGGAGCCUUGGGCUUUGAGUGGCAUUGCUGCUUGGAUACGAGAGCUGGCAGGAGGAGAGACUGGAGAAGGCGAGUCGGACUUGAGAGAGAAGACUAUUGCAGAUGGCCUUGUAGCUUUGUUUACAAACAAAGUCCCGACCAUGAAUACAGCCGACGCCGAGACAUUGAGCCAGAGAGUCGUCAAGUCUAUGUUCGACGCUGGUAUCCUUCUUCCGGAAGAGGAAUGGGUCAAAUUUGGUCCGGGAACAAUCAACGGAGUUCUGUGGCAAUUGACUGGAUCCGGGUGUUAUUCACCCCGAGUCCAUGAACAGGAGGUCCCUGGAAGAUGCUACUCGCAUCAUUGCACGCGGACUUUGAAGAAGAUCAAUUUGCAAAACCACGUUUUGGAGCCAUCGAGGAAGUCAGAAGAUUGGGUGACUUUCUUCAAACUGACCAAAGAGAUGCUUGAUGGUUCGUCAAAGAAGGAGAUUGAGCGACAGAACAAUCUGCACGAGAUCGUCAUGUCGGAAGAUACUUUUAUGGACCAGAUCAACGUUCUGCGAAUUCUGUACAGAGAUGAUCUUGCAUCAUGGCAACCUCCGAUCAUCUCCAAAAACAAGGUUACGAGGUUCAUCUCGUCUGUGUUCGGUAAGGUCGAAGCGAUCAAGGAAGUGAACGAGAAUUACUUGCUGCCUCAAUUGAAGUACCGGCAAAAGGAGCAAGGUCCGUGGGUAAUUGGCUACAGCGACAUCUUUAGAGAGUGGAUUCGCAAAGCUCGGGCCGCAUACGUGGAAUACGCUGCUGGGUUCCCAUAUGCUGUCUACCUGGUAAGAAAAGAGGCGAACAGGAAUCUCCUGUUUCGCCAAUUCCUGGACCAGGCGCGGGAUAACAAACUUUCUGGCCGUCUUGAUUGGAACACCUAUCUCAAGGCACCCAUUACCCGACUGCAAAGAUACGGCUUGCUUCUCGGGACAGUGCUGAAGAAUAUGAGCCAGGAUACUGAAGAGAAGGCUACUCUCGCUAUUGCCAUUGAGGAAAUAAAAGCCGUUACGCUUGAAUGUGAUGCCAAGGUCGAUGAGCAUACGAAGAAGGUGAACAUGAUUGAGCUGGAGGCUAAGCUGUAUCUCCGACCUGGUAUGGAAAGGGUCGAGCUCAAUCUUAACCACCUGGGUCGAGAACUCAUCUUCGAGGGAGACUUACAACGAGCUGGUGCCAAUCGCUUUGCCUGGCUUGAUACUCAUGCCAUUCUCUUUGAUCAUUAUCUUGUGCUGGCAAAGACGGUCACCAGAGCAGAUAGUGCUGCUGGGCCAAAGAAGGUGGUCUACGAUGUUUCCAAGCUUCCUAUCCCCAUGCAGCUUCUUGUUCUUGAGAGCACGAACGAUGAUCCUGUAGUGAAGUCCUCCGUCAAGGGCAUUGGAGCCGUGACCACGGCCACUAAGACUACAGGCUCUGAUACCAGGCUUAAUCGUCUUGCCACGAAUGGCACUGAUAGGCAGCAUAUACCACUUGAGCAUACCAAUUCGAACCAGUCUCUCACAUCCAUCAAUUCCGUGACGAGACUGGCACCCAGCAGUACGAAUGACAGCGAGUCCAGAGCCAUGUACCCAUUCCGAGUCAAACAUCUCGGCAAAGCCGAGGUCUACACGCUCUAUGCACCGAGCGCCCAAAACAGGCAGGAUUGGUGCGAGAAGAUCCUUGAGGCGAAAACUCGUUACGCGGCAUCGUUGUUCGAGCAAAGUGCAGAGCCGUUCCGGAUGCGUGUUAUGGCGGAUAGCGCAUUUGCUUAUGACAUCGCAUCUUCAGUCUCUCAACGAGGCGGCGUUUCUAUUCAAGGCACACCCCUGGAGCGGGCGAUUCGGGACAUGGAGAAGACAUAUAAUGCACCUCGACCCGGACCGGUAUGCAGGGCUCAAGUGAACUGUGCUACGGCUUUCACUUGCUAUGGGAAGCCGAUGGUCGCUAUCGGUACAGAUUAUGGGGUUUACACCUCGGAGGCAUCGAAUCCUCGAGGUUGGACAAGAUCCAUUCAGAUGAGCCGCGUCACGCAAAUUGCAGUUCUUGAAGAGUUCUCACUGUGUCUAAUCAUUGCCGAUAAGGCGCUGAUUGCCUACCACCUGGAUAUGAUAGCCCCAAUCUCCAGCUUCCCGGCACCGCAUCACGAUACUGCUCGUCGCGCACCGCAAAAGUUAUCCGGUACGCGAGAUGUAUCUUUCUUCGCCACAGCCCGGAUGAAAGACCGCACACUUGUGUUCUACAAGAAGCGAGAGAGCUUGCAUUCAACCUUCAAAGUUCUCGAACCUGUGUUCCAGAAAUCUUCGGAAAAGAAGAGUCGCCUCUUUAGCAAGAAGUUCGGAGGCAGCACAGAAUUCUUUCGCGAGUUCGAUGAGUUCUACAUUCCGACGGAAUGCUUCACCAUCAACCUCUUCCACAGCUACAUCGCCAUCUCCACACUUAAGGGUUUCGAGCUCAUGACUCUGGACAAGAAAGUGCCGAUGAGCAUCCCCGAUACCAAAAAUCCCGCCAUCGGAAACAUCGCCAACCGCAUCAGCGGGCAAAAGCCACUUGGCAUGUUCCGCCUCUCGGACGCCGAGUUCUUGCUCUGCUAUGAAGAAUGCGGCGUCUACGUCGAUAAGCACGGUGAGGUCUCCCGCUCGGUGAUCAUGGAGUUCGUCGGCAAAGCCAAGACGGCCGCAAUGUACGGCGCCUACCUCGUGCUUUUCGACUCUGACUUCGUCGAGGUACGCAACGCGGAGAACGGGCGGCUGCGACAGGUCAUUGCGGGACGCGACGUGAGGUGUUUGGAUUACGGGAUCAACCCACUCGGGACGGGCGCGGCAACGAGCCAUAUGAGCCCACUGGGCAGUCCCGGGGGCACGGAGAGGAGGACGCUGAAGAUGGCGAUGGCGCAUCCGGAGAUUGCAGGGAAUCAGAUUGUACUGGAGAUGGUGCUUAAUGAGGGUCAUGCGGAGGGUGCUUCCUAA